Hypanus sabinus (Atlantic stingray) is the source of this 1930-nucleotide messenger RNA. Its product is annotated as V-set and immunoglobulin domain-containing protein 10-like. Bases 116 to 1435 code for a protein of 439 amino acids. The record is from RefSeq and is a predicted model, not a curated record. Gene Ontology annotation, molecular function: protein binding. Lineage: Eukaryota; Metazoa; Chordata; Chondrichthyes; Myliobatiformes; Dasyatidae. The transcript is spliced from 9 exons.
UGACAGCACCGACCCCGGUGUCCCGACCGAUCCCGUACUGCUACUGCCCCGCAUCCAGAGGGAACAGGCUGGCCGGUACACUUGCAUCGUAGUGAACAGCAGGAUCCAAAAGAACAUGAGGACAUCAGUCACCCUGAACGUGUAUGAGUUGCCACUCGGGAAUCUCAGCUGCUCCAUGGAGGCGUUGGGGAAUGGUGAGGGGCUCUCUCUCUCCUGCAGGUGGCCCGGGGGUUUCCCUCGGGCCCGCCUGCUCUGGGAGGGGCUGGCCCAGGGUGUCUCAGCUGAGGAAGAGCUUCACGUCAAUGUAACCGCCCCAGCCCCACUGGACCAGACCAACCUAACCUGUGUGGGGUCACACCCAACCGGCACCAGGACUUGCACCGUCAGACCGGCAUCACCCGGGCUGGCCCUGUCCCGACGGGUGUCGACCGACGUCCGUGGGUUUGCAGUGGUGACCAUGGCCUGUCUGGUGGUCGCCAGCCCUCCGGCCACUGUCCGCUGGUACAAGGAGUCGCGGGAGCUUGGCAGCGAGGCCAUCGUCAGCCCCAAACCAGGAACUUCAGAGGUUCGGAUCCAGGACUUCCUGCUGGCGAAUCACACCGGGAAUUACAGUUGCCGCGCUGGAAAUGCGCUGGGGGUCCGCGAGCAGGGCCUGGAGCUGACAGCCCCGCUCCUCUCCGACUUCCUGGUGGUGCGGCUGAACGGCUCGGCGGUGCGGUUCUCCUGGGCGCAGCGGCGCUCAGACGUGGUCACCUCAUUCCGGCUGCAGUCCCGGGGCGGCGACCGUGCUUCCAGGGCCGACGUCUGGCAAACCUGGGCUGUGGUCGACAUGUCAAAGCGGCAGGCGAUUCUCACCGGCCUGAAGGCGGACAGGGGCUACACCUUCAGGGUGCUGCCCAUGGUCGGCCUGCAGGAGGGGGUUCCAUCCCAGUCCCGCUCCGUGAAUCCCGCGCAGUCCCAGACGUUAAGCGCAGGGGCCAUCAUCGGCAUUGUGCUGGGGUGUGUGGGCGGCAUCCUGCUCGUCGCCCUCAUCAUCGUCUUCGUCAUCUGGUUGAAGGGCCACAGGAAGCAAACUCGGAUGUCGAAGCGCCAGGGGGUGAAUAGGGCGGGCAUCCAGUCAAACACGGCGGUGACGAGAAGGACCCGUGAGAGGCAGCCGGCUGACCUGUAUCAAGCUGGUCCAGUGCUGAAGAAAUCCGCACACAGUAACUCCCACAGACAGGCUCAGAGCACAGAGGACCAGGAUUGGCAGAGUACAGUGUAUUCAGUGUCUCAGAACGUGACCCCUGACGGUAGUGGAAGACACGCUAAACAGGACAUUUCUCCUCAGACCACCCUCCCAUCUUCUGUAAAGCUGGUCAACAGCAAUAGCCACCAAUCUUCAGAGAAGCCCUCAAAGCUUACCCUCCAGAGGAGAAAGGCCACCAUGGUUUGAAAAGCUUUCCAGAACCCCUCCUCCCAGCUGCCAACUCUGCUCACCUCAAACACCAACACCAGAAGGGUCAUCUUCUGCGAGUCUCAGAGGAAAUUGUGGCAUCUCUCGGAGGCUGAGCUGCUGGUCAGGGAGACCUCUGGGCAUCUGAGUGUUUGUAGUGGAACAAGUGCUUUUUAAUUCUCCAAAAGAGCAGGUGCGGCUGCCGUCAGCAGGUCGUUGCCUCUGUACGGCUCUUGAGGAGGUCAUAGUGUGACUGGUUGGAGUCGCCGGUUCGAUUCCCGCCAGGGUCUCAGGGAUUUAAAUAAUUUAAUAAAUCGUGUUGACUUAUUUUUAAAAAUAGUAGAAAUUAUAUAGUGUACUCCAGAACAUGGGACAAAGACUUUAAAUCAGGUUUGUUAUCACUGACAUGACAUAUGCUAUGAAAUUUAUUGUUUUGUGGUAGCCAGGCAUAAAAAAUUAUUAUAAUUUACAAGAAAAAUAAAAUUAAAAAAACCG